AAUAGUUAUACCUAUACUUGACACGUGCCCUUUUAUCGAUCCAUAUACCUACCAUCCUUAUCGUUAGCGCUAACUUUCGUCGGAUCGCGAAUAGAACGGUGCACGGUGACCGGAGUCACUGUUGUGCGUGCCGAUAUUUAGGACGUCGUGAACCCACGUACGUGGAGAUCUGACUAAACUGGACGACGGUUUCGACGGAACGGUAUAUUAUGCAAUUGCGACACUCGUGCACGUUAUAGGCCGAUCGGUCUCCGGUGCGGUCGGCCUCCGGAUUCGUAUACCGAAACGCUCGCGUUACAGUUCUCUCGCGGACGAAGCGGUGACCUCGAGCGGGACAGUCGUCGUGACUCGUGAUACGUUUGCGAUCCGUUAUAGGUUAGGUCUGACGACGAUGUCAACUGUCAUUGUUAUAUUAUUAUCAUAUAGUACGCAAAGGCGAACGGAAUUUCAUCGAAUUUGGCGUGUGAUACGCGGGGGGGGGGGAGCUAGCGUUAUCCAAAAUAAAUGGGCUCGCGACCGACCCACAACAGCUCCACCGACCCUCGGUCGUCCGCCCGAGUGCACAGUGCACCCGUGCUGUGAUCGCGUGCGUCGAGUAAAUGGGUGAUGGGUGAUGGGUUACGACGACGUUACAUUCUUCGGAACCCGAACCAGACCUAACCCGGUCGAAAGCGACCGUCGGGCGCGCUUGGCGUUUUGGCCGGCCGAGACGUCGUCGUGACGGCGUUCGAACAGCGACCGAUGGAGCGUGCAUGUACAUGACUACAGUAUGGGUGCGACCCAGCGGAGCGGCGAUUCCGUCGAGCGGAGGCGGCCGUGUCCGUUCACGUUGGCACGACUGCAACAGCCGCCGCAAUCGCGGUUGCCGGCCGCCGGUUUGUCGAUUCGGCUUUCGGCGAGGCCGUCGUCGUCGCCGCCGCCGCCGCCCGCGUGUAGCGGCGGAGCGGGUAAACGUCCGGUGAAACGCGCGUAAACAACACGCACGAACCACGUCGUUCCGAACACCCGUGCCCGUCAGUGUCCCCGUCUCGCAGAGUAAGACGUACCCACACGGAUGGUACGAAACGGUUUGGGUAAAUCUAAAUCGUAACGACGAGUAUAGUGUUCCGGGCGGACCUGCACAACCUCCCCCGGCGGCGCGUCAACCAUGUCCGGCAAAGGAUCGCUGGAAGUCAGUCGUCUGAUAGCCGAGGUGUACCGGAGACCGGAGCUGUGGGACCGGCAACACCCUCAACACCACAACAGGUCCGUGCUGGACCUUCACUGGGAUUCCGUGGCCGCCCUGCUGGGAAUCACCGGUAAAGCUGCCAGAGGGAAAUGGAAAAACUUAAAAGACCAUUUCCGUAAAGAGUACAAAAGAUGUAUGACUAGUAUAGAAAGUGAUCAAGAAAUGUCUAGAUGGCCAUAUUUUCAUUCUAUGAUGUUCAUCAAAGAUCAGAUCUCACACACCGUCACAAAUUCAGCAUACCUGUCAGAUUUACAAUAUCAAAACAUAUAUCCAGAAGUGGAAUUAAAAGAAGAAGUGUCGGACGAAGAAAAUCCCUUAAACUGUCUUAACAUAGAGUACGACAAUCAAAAUUCAAUUGAAGUGAAAUCAGAGUACUCGAAUCAAGAUGAAAAUAUUUCUGAUGACAAACAUUUCUUAUUGAGUCUUUUACCGAUGUUAUCCACACUACCAAUGGAUAAAAAACUCGUAGCUCGCAUAGCAAUCGAAACGUCCUUGCUCAACAUAGCUUAUCCAGAUCUGAAUACAGUGGAAAAUGUUCACACUGAAAAAACUGAUACCACACAAACAUCGCCAAAAAAGACUGACAAAAGAAAAAAAAUGACCGAAGAUGAGCGACGACCAAAGAAGCGUUUGGUAAAUUCAAAAAAAAUUUGUUGAUAUUCAUUAUCUAUUUAAUUAACUAUGUUUAUAAUUAAAAUUAUAUUAUUUGUAAAUAAUAUUAUGUUUUUUCUUUGUAUUAUUAUUAUUUUUUGUAAUAAAUUUGAAUCAGGUUAUAAAUAAAUAAUAGUUUCGCUUGUUUUA
Messenger RNA from Aphis gossypii (cotton aphid), 2029 nucleotides. RefSeq lists its product as uncharacterized. Gene Ontology annotation, cellular component: transcription regulator complex; nucleus. The record is from RefSeq and is a predicted model, not a curated record. Lineage: Eukaryota; Metazoa; Arthropoda; Insecta; Hemiptera; Aphididae. Gene Ontology annotation, biological process: regulation of transcription by RNA polymerase II. The transcript is spliced from 2 exons. The coding region runs from base 1148 to 1885 and encodes 245 amino acids. Gene Ontology annotation, molecular function: DNA binding.